Porites evermanni is the source of this 9512-nucleotide messenger RNA. NCBI's taxonomy places the organism in Eukaryota, Metazoa, Cnidaria, Anthozoa, Scleractinia, Poritidae. The record is from the annotation of a GenBank genome assembly.
AUGGCGAAGAGAGUUGCAGAGAGAGAGCUAACGCAAGAAAACUGGGAUCAGGAAGACGAAGAAGAAGAGGUGGCUAAACGUUUUAAGCUUAAAAAUUGUUGUAUUUAUUUUUCCUCCAUUUGAAAUUAGUACUCUGCCUUUUUCGCGAGACAGUCGCAAAUCUGAAUGUUUCUGGUGUGGUCGAAAGCAUGGCCGGCGCGCAGAUUUUGUUAUUAAUUAGCUAAUUUCUGAUGAUAAUAUCUCCGCAGGCCGGACAUUUCAGGGUCGCAUCCAGUGAAGAUUUAAGCAAAAGAAAGUGAGUGAACAACAGAAUUUUGUAGGUCAUUUUUUUUGAUAAAUCACUUCAAAGGCAACUUAGGGUGAACUUGAGGAUGCAGUUGACUAGAACAGUUCGUCUACUUGCCCUUUACUAAUGUAUUCGAUACAACAUGAGAGCUGUCUGUUAUUUUCAUAUUGAAGGAUUAUCAAGGCUAAAAGACGAGUACCGGUAAACCCAGAUAAACAGGUAUGUUAAGAUGGGCUAGGAAAAUGUGAUCACAGUACAUCUGUACAUAGUUCAGAGUAAUCCCUCACUUUUUUUCAGUCCUGGCCCCAAUUGUUCAAAAGUUGGAUAGCGCUAUCCAUCAGGCUCCGGUUGUUCAAACGCUGGAUAGUGCCAUCCACCCGAUAAAUGACUAUCCAGUGGAUAAAUGUUAGGGAAACCAUUGCGUUAUCCGAUGGAUAGUGAUUUAUCCUGUGGAUUGCAUUAUCCACCUUUAGAACAACUGGGCCCUGUAUGUUAAUGAAGGGUAGAGAAUUGGUGAUGGCACCGCCAGUUUUCCUGUGAAAUGAUUAUUUCUGAGCAGGGUGCAAAGAAAGUCAGUUUUAUAGUGUGCCAUUCAGGCAAGCUGUAGCUACAAUCGGCGACAAAAUUGUUGAGACACUUUCCUAAAAAGAGGUGUUUUGAGCUACCCUGAGAAAGGGUCCCCCCACCCCUCCCCCCUUGACAUUGUUGGGUCGUCUCCGAGUGCCCACAAACCUUAAGGCCAGCAGUACAACACUGAAUAGGGGGAGUGGGGAGGGGGGACCAUUGAAAGGUAUUUCACACCUUUUGAAAAAAGAACAAAUAAAACCAUGCUCAUAAGAUGUCUUUUUUCCGGAGGUGUCUCAACUAAUUUUGUCGCCGAUUGUAGCAUGUACUAGCCCACAAUUCAUUUCAACUAACCCCCAACACCUCUUUGAUAAGCAGGACUGAUUACAAUCCUUCUGUUAUUUGAAUUUGCCCAAAAAACGGCACUUGCCCAUUGGGCAAGUGAGGAACAAAAAUCAAUAGCCCGAUAGCAAAAUCCACUGGCCCCUGAACUAUCGGACAUGACUUUCUUUGCACGCUGCUGAGAGACGACUGAUCAAAACUUCAAACUGCUGACGUAGUGCUUUUGAUUGGUUGAAAGAAAUUCUCUAACGGCACAACCAAUCAGAAGCAUUACCUUUAAAUGGAAAGGUAUAGGCUCUAGUAUUGGAAAUUGGCCAACAUUUCAAAAUGGAUCAUCAGGAAUAAUCAAAUUUACACAGCUAACUGAUAAACAUAUAAGGAAAAAUCUGUUUACCCAUAAUCAUAUGUGAAUGGGGCUCGCACAGUCUUGAAAAGUCCUUGAAUGCCAUUUUUCUUUGAAAAGUUCUUCAAUUUCUUUAUGUGUCCUUGAAAUGUCUUUGAAUUUUCUUGAGCUUUGAAUGUAGUGGGGUCAAAAGUAAAUUGCUUUUCUUAGACUUAGGUAUUCUUUGCCAGCGACUUUAAACUCUGUAAAAGCAGUUUAGAGUGGUUUUCGUUUGAGUGUCGUAAAACCAAAACCAAAGUAAUUGCUCUGGCCAAUCACAUAGGACACAGACAAUACAAUGAACCAAUCAAAACUCGAAGUAAUUACAUGUGGCUGACGCAAAGCGCGGGAAAAUGCAUGCGAGCGCGUCACAAUUGGCUUUGGUUUUACUUCUGAUUGGAUGAAAAGGUGGCGCGAAUCUUUUAAGCCAAUUGCAUCGUGUAGAAAGUGCAAAACCAAUUACUUUUCGACACUCAAAUGAAAACCGCUCUAUUCAUAGAAAUUGGAAAGCAAAGUAAUCCAAUUCAAAAGUCAGUCAAAUGCAAAUUUUCCAGUGGUUGUGUGUCCAACUUGAGUACUACAUGACAGUAUUUUUAUUAAAAUCACAAGUUCCAUGUUUCGUCGGCUUCUUCGGCAAAUGAUGUCUGGAAAGUGUUCUUUUAAUGCUUGUUUAUAUUGACGAAAGACAGAAAAAUGUCAAGAAGGAGAUGGGGCGAACAUUUGAGGGCUUAAAAUUCUCUUAUCGCAGACUGGGAAAUGUGCAUUUAUGUACCAUCUGUGAAAAUUACAUUCCUGGUAGUUGGUCCUUGAAAAUUUGAUGUGGUACUUUAAAAAUACUUGAAAACAGGUUGCAAUUUUUUGUAUGAACCCUGGUGAAUGAAACAAAACUCCCUCAAUAGAGAGAAUUAAGCACAGCUGUGGGGCUGUCUCUUAGAACACAACAAAAACGUACAAAAAUAAUAUAUUAGAAAAGGACUUUCAGUUUUUUAGAACCACACAUUGAGUCCGUUGAAAAGAAAACACCAAAGGUGUUACAUUCCUAAAUGUAUACAUUUGUAUUUGUCAACAAUAUUUAUUUAUGAGCUCGGAGCACUCGUAAAGUUCAACAUGUUAAUCGGAGUGAUCUGUGUAAGUGAGUUUUUGUUGUGUUUUUUUUCUUCACCACUAGGGUGGUGGCAUUUUUCAAGGCUUCUCAGGAUUUGCUGGCUUGAACAGCAACACCAAGGGUCUUGGCUCCAGCUCUCUCACCUUCAAGCCUUUAACUGGAAUAUCAAGUCUGUCUUCAAGCUCAUCAAAUAUGUUCAGCAGUGCAACAUCUACAUCUACUAAUACCACACCUAGCCUUUCCUUUGGCAAUAGUAACAAUCAAAAUGGAUUCAAAGCUAUCUCUACAGAAAACUCACAAGCAGCUAAAGAAUUUAGCAGUUCUUAUAAUGACAACAUCAAGGCUUUAAAUGAAAGUGUUUCUUCAUGGAUCCAGAAACAUAUAAAAUUGAACCCGUAUGUGGACUUAACACCAAUAUUUAAUGACUAUAAGGAACAUAUGAAGAACAUUGACCAGAAAUUUUCUGGAACUGGGAAGCAGACAGACACCCUUGCAGCAAAAGAGGUAGUUACAAUGUCCAAUCCAUCACCUGCAGUAACAAGCUCAUUAACACAACCUGUAACAACAACACCCUCGCUCUUCACUGCUCCAUCUCAGCCACCACACACAUCAGAGGAAAACAAAUCAGAUGCAAACAAUUCAGGUGAGCAUGACAAACUUGUUUUGAAAACUACAUGUAAAUGAAUUUAAACAGCAGCAGGGCUUUCAUCCAAUUUAUUAUUGAUUAGCUAAAAAGUUUUUUAGUUCUACCAAAAAUGAUCUUAUAGACUCCCAGGGUUUUUAUUUUACUUUAGGGGUCCAAGAGGGGGUGUUUGAUAGAUAGGGGGCAUUUAAAAGAGAGAAAUGUUCAUUCUCCUAACUGUAAGAAGCUCAACAAAACUGGUAAUCAUGCUUUUGGUCAAAAUAUCAAGAGAGUUUAUCAAUGUUUUUGAUACAUUUAAGCUGUCUAGAGAUUGUUGUUAUUGUUAGCCUAUCCUUACUUUGAACUAGACAUUGAACAAGACACAAUAAUUAUCCAAACCCUUGCUAAUCAAGCCAAAAACUGAAUAAAGUGAAGGAUUUUGUUCCUUUUUGCUAAUUCAUAGUAUUUUGGAGUAAUUGUCAUAUAGUUGGUGUCUAUUAGACGGAGGCAAUUUAUUAUAAGAGAGCUACUCUGUAACUAAUGCAGGCUCUAUCUUAUUAUUCUCUGCUUUUUGUAAUUAUAGGGUUUUUUAAAAUAACUGAACUUUAGUAAGGACUUUUAACAGUUUUAACAAAUAGAAGCUUUCCACGCUUGUUGACAUAUCAUAUUUUUAUUGUACAUAUAAAAUAGUGAUGAUAAAUUGAAAGAGUGUAUGGAGCAAGACUUUUGUCAGAUUCAAUUCCCCCUAUGCUUUACAAGCAAAAAAAAGGUAAUUUGGAACAGGAGAAUGUGGCAAUUUCUCAGAAAAUUACUUAGGAUUUUUUCCAUGUGUUCCUUCAAAUCUUUUCUUGACUAAAUGUCGUAGCAAGUCUAUGAUUAUCUUUGGGUUUUGACAUUAAAAGCUAAUUAAAUCCCUCGAAAGUUAUGCUAAUUUAAGUAUUAACAAAAAUGUUUUGAUCAUAGAAACACAAAGUACUGGACAGGAAGCUGUGGCUGGAACUUCAGGAGAAGAGACUAAUGAAGAUGAAGUUCCCAAACCACGAAGGUAAAUUUCUUGAAGAACAUACACUGCACAUGUAUGGUUGUGAAAAUUUGUGGCAGAAAAGUUUAAAGUUACGUGAAGCUCUUACGUACAUGCACAUGUACUUUCUUUUGCCAGAUUUCUCUGCCAAAUCUCUACACAAUGUAUUUCCUUCAAAUCCCAACACCGGCUCUUCCAUAUGAUCCACAAUUAAUAAUCUCAUUCUCCACUGACCACCUCAUCUCCUUCUGCUCCGUGUACACCAUUUCUAUCAUAUAAUAAUAUUACAUGUAUCUCUCCUAGGUUCAUUCCAAUCAUUCUCAGCUCUUCUCUCCUACAGCUGUUCAUGUAUUAAUUUCCAACCCCCAUUUCUCCCAGUUCCCACUGCCAUAUAUUACCUUGGCAGCGUUUAUUCUAGAACACUACCUUCUGGGAUUUCCGCAGUUUGGUUAAAGAUGCCACAUAAAAUUUUACGUUGCCACAUCAAAUGGGGCACACAAAAAUUGACCCAAGGAUAAAUAUUACUUAAAGCCAUCUGAAAAACCUUGUGAAAAUUCAGCAAUACAAAACUGGUGACCUCCCCACCUGAAGAAUAAUACAGGAGCUCCAUGUGCCAGAAUUCCCCAACUAACUGGUGUUAGAAGAGGUCUGUCUUCAAACAGCAGAUGUGUAACAUGGUUUCAGUGACCAGAAUUUAACAAAAAGGGCCCUAAGGAACAGGUUAGGGGAGUUGAUCCUUGGACAACUUGAUGACAAUUUCAAUUGAAGGACCUCCCUUGUCCAAAUUUGAUUUUCAUGAGGUCUGUCAUGUAUGGCAUACGAAAAAGAACAGGAGAGUAGAAAAACCACAAUGUGAAUCAUGAAUCACAGUGACUUUUUUUCCCUUAAAACUUGUGGCCUUAAAGAAACAAAAUUGUUCAUCCUAAUGUUGGAUGAAAGUACAGAAUACAUGUAUAUGUAGCAAAGAAGCUUUUCGUUUAUGAUAAAGCAUUUAGUCAUUUUAUGUUCAGUAUGUAACUUUAACCUCAUGUUUCAGUCUGUAAAUUAAUUAUAAUUUCAUUUCACAAUUUUCUCAUGGAACAGUCUGUACCAAUAAGUUCAAAUACCUUUUUGGGGGACCCCUUUUCUAAGACCCCCCUUUUUUAAAAAAUGGACCCCCUGAAAUUACAGAAGGGGGCCCAUUUGACCCUCAUUGGCCAAUUUCUAAGAUAAACCCUGCUUUUUGUCUUCCAGUCCCCACCCUUGUGUUUCAACCCCCACCCCCAAGUCUAUUGUUUCCCACACACAUCACUCUCUGUUCCAAUGCAAGCACUUCUUUCACUCUGGACUAGUUUAUUUGGUUUUGCUCUUGGAUCUUAACCCUUUCUUCUCCAAGCUCCUGCCCUUGUCUUCUCACAGCUGUCCCCUCCUCCUUCUUUCCUGCUUCCCAUUCCUUCUAUCCUCUCUCUCCAUCCCACAUGUUUUUUCCUUGUUCUUGGAGGACAGCUUCACCCACACUUACAUGUGACUUGAUUAUUUUUUCCCACAGUUCCCCUCCUCCCACUUGUUCACAAGUGUCAUUUUCACUCCUCUUUUGCCCAAGUUUCAUCUCCUUUUCCGUCUAUCUUCUUCUCUGACAAAGAGUCCCCCACUCUUCUCCUCACCCAUGUCUACUCUUUCUUCUUGCUCACAGCUACUGAAUUUGUUUUAUUCUGCUUUAGUGUUGUAGUUGCUGAGGAAGGGGCAUUUCAUUCCAUAAAGUGCAAGAUGUUUUUCAAGCGUGAUUCNGAUAAGAGCGUUGCUGUGUGCUUGGUAUGACAUGUAUAAUUUUUUUUUGCUAACACUUCUCAUUCAAAAGUGCAUUUUUGCCAAAAAACUUAUCUGCAGAUAUUGGCCGUAUUUGAGACCAUUCAGACACCACUUUAAUUUAACACUCUAGAAAUGGAAAUUAAAUACAUGUACGAUAGCAUGCUUGCUAUCUGCUGGAUAUAAGACCCAGUUCAAAAUUCAAACUUUUCAUGUACAGAACUUAAUACCUUUAAUGGUGACACAAAAUUAAUGAUAUACGUUUGAUGGUUGAUUCAACAGUUGAACCUCAUUAGUCAGACCUAAUUCAUUUUCAGGAGGUACAAUGAUCUACACUGCUUACCAGUUGAAAUAAUAAUAAUAAUAAUAAUAAUAAUAAUAAUAAUAAUAAUAAUAAUUUACUAUUAUCAAAGUAAUUUAUGCAUUAGAUUUGGCACUUGCAAAGUUUGACGUAUGAAACGAAGUCGCUCCAUAGUUGAAAUUCCCACAUGGGCCACUCAAACUAAAUUCAUGGGUCAAUGCAAAUCAGAUCGAAGGGAUUAGUUUGGUACAUGAAAGAAUCUACGUUUGAACUGGGCCUUAGCCUUCCAAACGCAAUCAGUUAAUUUAUUAUGAUGAUCAAACCCAAUAAUUACCACCUCUAUGAGUUGGGUGCCCCUGGCUGAUGCUCGCUACCCUUUCUUCUUUACAAGAAGCUUUGAGUUUUGCUUCUGCUCUACGGCAGAAGAAUUCAAAGCUUUACAAUAAUACACCAGGAGAAACAAACUCAAUUAAAUUAUUUUAUAUCUGGAACCCCAUGACUACCAGAUUAAUGAUGUAAACAUUGAUUCACAUCAUCAGUAUGGAAUUUUGGGGGGCUGAAUCACUAAAUAUCUCUCCCAUGAAAGGUCCAUAGCAGCAAGGAGAAAGGAGAGACUACAGCUGUUAUUGUAGGCCAACAAUUUCACUAUUUAGCAUCUAGAUCAUGGUACCUUCUUGGAAAAGAAGCCUUUUCAAGAGUGUGAAGGCUAGUGAUGAACAGGUAUUCUACAUGUGUGGUUAAAACAAUUUCUUUCCAAAAAUUCACAUGAAAGAUGACUUAAUUCUGUAUGGAAUGAAUCAGUGUCAUAAAAUAAGUUCCCUUGUCCUUUAAUGGGUAGUAAAAUGAGCAAUAAUUGCUAAUAAUAAUAAUAAUAAUAAUUGGAUCAAGGCCUCAGCGGCACAUCUCGAUCCCUUUAGUGUACCCAGGCAAAAUUAAUAAUCAAGGUUAAGGUAAGUGUUACCAACUGAGGCCAAAGACUGAGGCUGAUAACACUUAGUGUUUAUUAUCACGGUUAGGGGCAUAUUAUAUGUAUAAUAAAUUAGAUGUAUAAAUUUUAUACAUUGUUUCAUGAAACCAAUAACUCCGGUCAUUGCGAAAUACUUUCGUUUCCUGAAAAGGAGCCCUUACCAUUAUUGUACUGUACAUGAAGUUGAAGUACUAGCAAAUAAGUAACUAUGCUGAGCACAUCCCGGCGAGUUUUGACAUCUGCCCUUAGACUUCAAAGUCGUCAAUGGCCUGCGUAACUGUUUUAUAUAGAGUUGUGUAUUGAAUGAGGCUCUGCCCCCAAAACCUCACUCGGGAAAGGACUAAUUCCAUCAGCUGCACAGGCUAAGUAGUCAAGGUAUAACCUGCAUAACUGGUGCUUAAUGACUGCAUUCGCCUUUCUUGGCUCAUAAAGCGCCUGUUAUGCAGGUUAGUCAAGGUAGCAUUCAUUUUUCCAGUAACUUGUCAAGGAACUCUACCACUCUUUUAUGAAAUUCCGCUGGGUUGUCAAGGUAACAAGGGUGACUAGCAUCUUUCAUCAUGAAAACUUCACUGCCUGGGAUGUCUUUCAUUUUAUCCACAUACUGGGUAAAGGUAAUGUCUUUCUCCCCGUAUACUAUCAAAGUGGGAAGUUUAAGUCCCUUUAGAUCUUCAUCAGUGUAUUUUGCAACUGCAGCGGGGGCAAUUGGAACAAAGCCACGUACUUCUUCUUUGUCUUUUUCUAUCUUCUUCUCUGACAAAGAGUCCCCCACUCUUCUCCUCACCCAUGUCUACUCUUUCUUCUUGCUCACAGCUACUGAAUUUGUUUUAUUCUGCUUUAGUGUUGUAGUUGCUGAGGAAGGGGCAUUUCAUUCCAUAAAGUGCAAGAUGUUUUUCAAGCGUGAUUCAUCAUGGUCUGAAUUGGGAAUUGGCAUGCUUAACCUGAAGAAACUGGAGGGAAAGACACAAGUGCUGGUACGAAAUGACACAACACUGGGGAAGAUUCUUUUAAAUAUUUAUCUGGCUGAAAGCACACCUAUCACACGUUCAGGAAAGAACAACGUGAUCUUGAUGUGUGUUCCAAACCCUCCCUUGUAUUCCAAACCCAGCGAGGGUGACAACAGCAAACCAGCAACAUAUUUAAUUCGAGUGAAGACUGCGGAAGACGCUGAUGAACUCUUUUCACAAUUAAACAAGAGCAAAACCACAAGUAAUUGAUAUUUUUACUCCAAACUUGAUGGCAGUGAGAAAACUGAAAAAUUUACUGUGUGGCUUAAAGGCACUAAAUUUUUUUUUCAAAUCAUUGGUGGUUAAGGGAGAAUCUGGACAAUCGGAACCACUUCAUCCUGCAAAGUAAUUCGCACCACAGGAAAGCAAUUUAUUCACCUAUUUGGAUAUCCAUAGCUACAACUUCCUUUCUGACAAAUUACCUUUAAAUAAGAAUAAAAUUAAUACUGGCAGUUAAAUGUAAAUUUGUCUGCCAAAUGGGUGCAAAGUCAGUUUUAACAUAAAGUGGUAUCCUUAUGGAGAAAUAUCAUUUUAGAUCGUCUAAUGUGAUUCUAAAGUGAGUACAAUCAUGUAACUUGGUUAAACAUCAUUCAGCAUUAAAUUCUGUUGAAUGAUGUUGCAACUAUAAGACUAAGUAGAACAUGUAUGUACAUGUAGCAUUGUUAUUUUUUGUUAGGGACUGUUUGUAAUUAAACACCAUACAGUCAGCUCUCUAAAUAGUCACCUUUAUAAGUCAGACGCUUCCUUAAAACGGAUAUGUAGUGCUUGUGAUGUCCUUGAUUUUUGUCAGUUUUUUUCCCCGGCUCCCAGUUUAUGGCAGACACAUGGUGCCCGUUUCUUGAAAAGUCCGGUAAUUUUUCAGAUCCAAAGUCAAAUUUGCAAUCAAAACCUUUUGAAUGGUGAAUAGUAGGACAUUUCCUAGCACACAAACUGGUUAAUUUUACAGUUCAAAUACAGUGAUAAUACACAAUACUGAUACUGACUGGUAACCUUAAAAUAAUAUUAUGCUAUUAUUCGCUUAUAGAACUAGCUUUUUUAGCAAUUAGAAACGUUGUUUGUUUUUACAAACUUUACAGGCCUGCUACUCACAAUUCUAUGAUGACUUAUUUUUAAAGAGUUGAAUAGUUUGUAAU